UGGUGUUACUGUAUUAAAGCUGAAGAAAGAUCAUCUUUUGGCAGAGAAGAAAGUCUCCCCAAACAGAGCAUGCCGACUCCCUUCUUACAUUUUGGAUGCAAUGAGUGGUGAUGUCCACAGGAUUCCUGUUGUGUCUAGAGGAGACUUGCAAAAGAGUGACUGCAACCACAGGUGAUGCCAUGGAAGUCUCCUCCCCAACCCAAUUUCCUGACACCUUUCCUAGCAACUGACCUAUUCCCGCACUGCUAAGAAGAGGGAAGGUUUUACUACCACGGAUAAAGAAGUGCACAGUGUCUGCCCUCCCUUCCCUUCCUUGCUCGUUCUCCUACAUGGCUACACGCAAGAGCAUUCUCUAAGUAGAUGGCUCUCGGAGAAGUCAAGCUAUAAUAGAACAAUUGCUUCUGGUGAUUUUCAAACUAUUUCCUUGAGGAAGUUAUUUCAGAAGCCCAGAAGAUUGUGGAUUCUUUAUCAGAUGCUCAGAUGGACCCCGAAUAUCUUAUAUCCUUAUUCUCUCGGCCCCUGUCAGCUUUCAUCAUUCUGGCCAAUGUUUUCAUUAUACUUGGGAUCCUGUUCAAUCGCAAGCUCCAUGGGACCAUCAACUGGUUCUUCCUGAGUCUGCUCAUUGCUGACCUCUUGGCUGGGGGAGCUCUUCCUUAUGUCUCCAAGAUGCCAUUUGAGAAGGAUGGUCUCAGCUACGGUCAGUGCUUAGCACAUUGUGCUGUGCCCAAUUUCCUUUUCCUGUCUUUUUUAGCCAAUCUGCUGGUGAUGCACUAUGCUAAAUAUAUAUGCAUCAUCCAGCCACUACGUUACCACCAGUCCUGGGUUUAUCGCUGGGCUGGUCUUUACAUAUGCUUAGCAUGGAUGUCUCCCUUGACUUUUGCAUCCAUGCCAUUGGCUUGGUACCAAAAGAAGCCCAAUGAGAGCUGCUCUAUUGAAAAAGUCUUAUACCGGCCGUACCUCUAUGUAGAAACCUAUGUGUUCAUCAUCCCAAUCAUCUUUGCAAUAGCUGUAAUGGGUAUCCAAAUGCUCUGCAUAGCCCGAAAACAGCUUAAAAACAUUAAAAAACUGCUUAAUUCAGUGAAUCAAAGUCAGGCCCCAUCGGAAUUGGAACAACAACUGGAACUGAGGCAUGCAAAGAGUAUCGCCAGUGUAUUUCUCAUCUUCCUGGUCUGCUGGGUGCCAUAUAUUGUUUGUUUGAAUAUCUCACUGUAUUUAGAAAUAAAGCGGAGUACCACCCUUGCUAUUUUUAUCUGCAUAGGUACUGCCAGUGCUGCUGUAAUACCUAUCAUCCUCAGUCUUGGCAAUCGUCAAUACACCAAAUUUUGGAGUGACAUGGCCAUGAAAGCCUAUAAAACCUGCUGCCAAAGUCAGGGGUGCAAACAACAUAAUAACCAGCCCUGUGGCAAUAACACAGAAAUUCCUACAAUUCCAGACUGAUACUUUCCAGUGGGAAGUCAUCAAAUCCCUCAUCCACCCAUUUAGCAGCACAAAUGCUUCAAUCUUCUCCCUUCAGCUUGGAAUGAAAUUGGAAUGUUUGCUUCCAGUCAUGGUUUCCCAUAACCCAGGUCAGAAUUCUACUGUUUGUUGGGGAUCUAAUGCCAUUCAAAAGUUCAGCUAAAUAUAAAAUGGAUGAAGAAAGAGAAAGGACAUUCCUUUUUCUCUUCCUUGCUGGCAGUCCUGAGAACACAAAAGAAGAUUGGAAUGCCUUGAAAACACGUUGACUUCAAUUUGCUAUCAAAAAAUGGAGAAGUUGAAAAACAAUGAACACAGUUGGGAAUAGAUUCUCCCACACAGCUCUAUUGAAAUCCCCUCCUCCUGAAUCCCUGCCUUCUAGACCUGCUGCUUACCCCUCUUUCUCCUGAUAUGGAAGGAAGUCCCUGGUUCUGCAUUAUAAGAAUGUCAGAAUAGAAGAUAACACCUGGAUUUCAGCAGCCUCAGUUACAACGGUUGUUCCUUAAAAUUCCUUGCAGUUCAGUUGAAGGAUAUUGGGAAGCUAUUGGGACAUUUGUAUAUCAAGUAGGCUGAGUUUACAAUGAAUCAUAGUUGUAUAUGAAUAUGUGAAAUGGGAUCACAAGCAGACUAUUCCAAAACCAAACACUGACCGCAUUCUAAAAUCAAAUCCAUACAAUGUAAGAUCAUCUCUGUUGAAAAGAUCUAGAUUCAUUCAGUAUGGAGGAAUGCAAAGUACAUAAGUAAAUCUUCCAUUUCCCAUUAAUCUUGUCUUGGCUGUCCCUCACAACAACCCCGAGAUAGACAGGGCCCAAUUAUUCACAUGUUUAUAGAUGAGGAAAACUACACCGAGGCAGACUCCCAUUUUCCUGGUAUUCUCAACAUCAUCAAUGGCUCCCUCUGUAGCAGAGAUUGAAUUGCUUAGGUCUAUAGUUGAUACUGGAGACUGUAAGGAGCAAAACAGGUGAGGAAGGUGCGAAUGCUGUGUCAGCCAAUCUGAACUCUUGGACCAACCCUGAGCAGGAAACUCCCAACUCAAAGCUGGGAACAGAAUGGAGAAAUGUUCACUGGAUGAAAACACUAAGAUAAAAAAGCUUAAGAAUUAUAAAGCUAAUAUUGUAUGCUAGGCUCCUUUGAUGUGUCCUGUCAUAAUUAACUCUUUCAGUGUAAA
This is a messenger RNA of Notechis scutatus (mainland tiger snake), 2620 nucleotides long. The record is from RefSeq and is a predicted model, not a curated record. NCBI's taxonomy places the organism in Eukaryota, Metazoa, Chordata, Lepidosauria, Squamata, Elapidae.